AUGAACUCCUUGAAUUUCUGCGGGACGCCCAGCAGCGGUGUGUAUCCCCUUCACGGGGUCAACUCUAUGCUGUUCGACCUGCACCACCAGAUGGCAGAGCAGUACCACGUUUACUCGGCAGCAGGCCCCACUGUGCACACACUGUCUGUGGCUGAGAGGCUGGCAGAACUGAUUCUGGAGGCUCGCUAUGGGAACCAGCAGAAGCAGCGCCGCAGCCGCACAGCGUUCACUGUGUCCCAGCUGCAGGCUCUGGAGAAAGCUUUCCAACAGACACAGUACCCAGAUGUUGGCAUGAGGGAGAGGUUGGCUGUUUGCAUCAACCUGCCUGAGGCUCGCAUUCAGGUGUGGUUCAAGAACAGGAGGGCAAAGUUUCGUAAAGGUCAGAAGUGCUCCCCACUCAUCAGAGACAACAGUCUGGAGGAGACGCCACAUCGGUGGAAGGUGGGACAGGAGGAAGUCAGGCCUGAAAACAAGCACAGCGUCAUCAUAUCAUGCACUGACAGCGACAUCCCUCCUCCUCCUCCUGUGGAUAAAAGUAGGGAUGUUUGCCCUCCGCUGGCCCCUUCAGCAGACUCUGAUAUCUCACGGGGCCCCCUCCGACUACAAUCUCCUCCACUUUUCCCUUUCAUGACAGGGGAGCGCUACAGCCACCCACCACACCAGCCUGUUGUGGGAGUGCUGUCCACGGAGCUCACCCUCCCCCCGGUGUUCUGGCCCAUCAUACAGCAGCACAGCUCCGCCCUGGGGGUUCCUCCAUCAUCAGUUACUAAAAACUGUAGCCUCUCCCUUCAGACUGCUUGUUCUAGUAAAGCUGUGCCUCACCCUCACCUGGGGCUGUAA
Messenger RNA from Toxotes jaculatrix (banded archerfish), 840 nucleotides. RefSeq lists its product as uncharacterized. Gene Ontology annotation, molecular function: DNA-binding transcription factor activity, RNA polymerase II-specific; RNA polymerase II transcription regulatory region sequence-specific DNA binding. Bases 1 to 840 code for a protein of 279 amino acids. NCBI's taxonomy places the organism in Eukaryota, Metazoa, Chordata, Actinopteri, Toxotidae. The transcript is spliced from 3 exons. The record is from RefSeq and is a predicted model, not a curated record. Gene Ontology annotation, biological process: regulation of transcription by RNA polymerase II.